This is a messenger RNA of Neospora caninum, 453 nucleotides long. RefSeq lists its product as hypothetical. Gene Ontology annotation, cellular component: cytosolic small ribosomal subunit; ribosome. The transcript has 3 exons. The coding region runs from base 1 to 453 and encodes 150 amino acids. The record is from RefSeq and is a predicted model, not a curated record. Gene Ontology annotation, biological process: translation; ribosomal small subunit assembly. Gene Ontology annotation, molecular function: RNA binding; structural constituent of ribosome. Lineage: Eukaryota; Apicomplexa; Conoidasida; Eucoccidiorida; Sarcocystidae.
AUGGCGGAUGCAGGCGAUGCAGCGGCUAACCAGCCGAAGAGGCGUACGUUCCGUACGUUCUCGUACCGCGGGAUCGAAUUGGAUAAGCUCUUGGACAUGAAGAUGGAGGAUCUUCUGGAGCUUUUCCGUGCCCGUCAGCGACGCAAGUUCCAGCGGGGGAUCAAACGCAAGGCCACCACUCUGAUGAAGAAACUCAGGAUCUCCAAGAAGAACUGCGCCUACGGCGAGAAACCCGAACCCGUUAACACGCACCUUCGGGACCUGGUUGUUGUUCCUGAAAUGAUUGGCUCUGUAGUCGGCGUGUACAACGGCAAGCAGUUCAUCAACGUUGAAAUCAAGCCUGAAAUGGUCGGCUACUACCUCGGCGAGUUCUCCAUUUCGUACAAGCCCGUGCGACACGGAAAGCCUGGAAUUGGAGCGACACAUUCGUCUCGUUUCAUUCCGCUGAAGUAA